This is a messenger RNA of Nicotiana tabacum (common tobacco), 720 nucleotides long. NCBI's taxonomy places the organism in Eukaryota, Viridiplantae, Streptophyta, Magnoliopsida, Solanales, Solanaceae. The record is from RefSeq and is a predicted model, not a curated record.
CAUCAAGAAGAGGAGGAGAUGCUGGUGCCGCGUGCAGACAUGGUUGAAGGUCCUCAACCCUUAGUUGAAGGUCCUCAGCCCAUGGAAGUGACGCCGACUGAGAAUGCUAGUGCAGUGGAGAAUCAAGCUGUGGAUGAGCCGCAGGCUUCGCGGUUUACUUGGACAAUUGAUAAUUUCUCUCGGCUAUCAGUGAAGAAGUUAUAUUCUGAGGUUUUCAGUGUUGGUAGUUAUAAAUGGAGAGUGCUAAUAUUUCCAAAAGGAAAUAAUGUGGAUUGUUUGUCGAUGUACUUAGAUGUAGCAGAUUCAGCUGCACUUCCAUAUGGGUGGAGUAGGUAUGCCCAGUUCAGCUUAGCUGUUGUGAAUCAAGUAAAUCCCAAGUAUACUGUGAAAAAAGGUAUUAUCUUGUGCAGUUCAAGUUUGAAUUCCAGAUCUAUUUAUGUUAUUAAUGUGGUAUUUCAGUGUGCUUUGCUCUUCAUUGCCGUUUUAUAUAUUAGGAAGCCUUCUUGUUUGAAGCACUUACUGGGAUUUAUUUUGGAAGAAAGUAUGAAAUCUCACUUUUUAACUGUAACUCAUUCUCAGUUGUACCUUUAUGUUUGUAUGCUAUACGCCUAUCUUAAACUUUCUUUAAAAAAAGGUUUCUUUAUCAUUUCUCGCAUUUUCUUAGGGUUGUCAAAGGACAUGUCUUUUAAGUAUACCUUCAUUUAGAGCUUAUGGAUAUGA